Molecule: messenger RNA, 7923 nt
Organism: Oncorhynchus gorbuscha (pink salmon)
Lineage: Eukaryota; Metazoa; Chordata; Actinopteri; Salmoniformes; Salmonidae
Product: protein MTSS 2-like
Biological process (GO): cell projection assembly; plasma membrane organization
Cellular component (GO): cytoplasmic side of plasma membrane; actin cytoskeleton
Molecular function (GO): actin binding; phospholipid binding
Source: RefSeq, a predicted model, not a curated record
ACAGCCCACUGCCUCUUCUCCAAUCACCGGUAAGCCUCGCGCUCCCCGGGUAAGGCCUACUCACCAACCUACUGUCUCACAUUUUGAUACAUCACUCCGGAGCUAUUACCUCUCAUCAACCCAACUCGAUUUUUCCUUGCUAUCCGAAGAUGAGAGUGUACAUCGCGGUGCCAUCUGCAUGCUUUACCUCCUAACUCGGGCUCUAGACCCGCAGCUGGGACCAGAGAGAGAGUAACCUCUCUCUUCUCUCAUCAUCACUCGCUUGGUGCUCUACGGACACGGGGAGCGAGCCGACAGUCGACCACAAUAAUUGUACCGUAUUUGUGUAUCAUUUCUCUUUCUCGUCCUCAUCCUGUCUUUCACGCUGGGCACAGACAGGGAAGGAGAGAAGAACAAGGCUUCGCAAUCGCUAUUUCUACCGUGGAAAUACAUUUGGUGGGGUUUUGUGCCCUGUCCGUAUUUGGUGAACCCUGGAUUUAGUGAACAUGGAGACGGUGGAUAAGGAGUGCGGGGCGUUAGGUGGACUAUUCCAGGCGAUUGUCAAUGAUAUGAAGUGUUCAUACCCAGUGUGGGAAGACUUCAGUGCCAAGGCCACCAAACUGCACUCCCAGCUCAGGACCACAGUGCUGGCAGCUGUGGCCUUCCUGGAUGCCUUUCAGAAGGUGGCGGACAUGGCCACCAACACCAGAGGCGCCACCAGAGACAUUGGAUCAGCUCUUACCAGGAUGUGCAUGCGGCAUCGCAGCAUCGAGGCCAAACUGCGCCAUUUCACCAAUGCUCUGAUGGAGAGCUUGAUCACUCCUCUCCAGGACAGGAUUGAGGAUUGGAAGAAGACCGCCAACCAGCUGGACAAGGACCAUGCCAAAGAGUACAAGAGGUCUCGCCAUGAGAUCAAGAAGAAGUCCUCAGACACCAUGAAACUGCAGAAGAAGGUCCGGAAAGAAAUCCAGGGCCGAGGGGACCUGCAGCCCCAGCUGGAUAGUGCCAUGCAUGAUGUGAAUGACAUGUACCUGCUGAUGGAGGAGACAGAGAAGCAGGCGGUGCGCAGAGCUCUGGUGGAGGAGAGGGGACGCUUCUGCACCUUCAUCGGCUUCCUGCAGCCUGUAGUGAAUGGAGAGAUUGCCAUGCUGGGAGAGAUCACUCACCUUCAGGCCAUUAUUGAUGACCUCACUGUGCUGACCACUGAUCCCCACAAACUGCCCCCCGCCAGCGAGCAGGUAAUCAAAGACCUGAAGGGUUCAGACUACAGCUGGUCCUACCAGACCCCUCCCUCCUCCCCCAGCAGUUCUGGCUCCAGGAAGAGCAGCAUGUGCAGCAGUGUGAACAGCGCCCACAGUAGCGCCUCCCGCUCCUCCGGAGGCUCUCAGACUCACUCACCCAGUUCGUCCUAUCGCUACCGCAGCCUGGCCCACCCGCCACCGGGGAACGCUCACCGCCUCAGCAGCGUCUCUUCCCACGACUCAGGCUUCAUAUCGCAGGACGCCAACCUACUCAAGCCUCCCUCGCCCAUGCCCUCUGACAUCACCAGCCAGAAGUCGUCAAGCUCUGCAUCCUCAGAGGCAUCCGAGACCUGCCAGUCAGUCAGUGAGUGCAGCUCUCCCACAACGGAUUGGUCCAAGGCAGGUUCUUAUGAGCAGCCAUUGGCUGCCACGCUUCAGCGGAGGAAGGAGCCCCUGGAUAGGCUGAAGGAGAGCGAGGCAUCCCCGGGCUCCCAGGGAUAUGCUGGUGCUCACCCAGACGAUGUCCAGAGGUCCCGAAUGACCCCCGCCACCAUCGCUGCCAAGCACGGCGAAGAGGUGUCUCCAGCAGCCAGUGACCUGGCCAUGGUCCUGACCCGUGGUCUCAGCAUGGAGCAGCAGAAGAGCAACAGGGACUCCCUGCAGUACUCUAGUGGCUACAGCACCCAGACCACCACGCCCUCCUGCUCCGAGGACACUAUCCCCUCUCAGGGGUCGGAUUAUGACUGCUACUCUGUGAAUGGAGAUGCUGAAGGUGAGGCGUCAACUGACUUUGACAAGUCCUCCACCAUCCCCCGCCACAGCAACAUCGGCCAGAACUACCGACGCAUGAUCCAGACCAAGAGGCCGGCCAGCACCGCUGGUCUGCCCAGUGGGGCCCAGGGCGGAGUGCUUGGAGGGGGAGGGGCCAUUGGGACCCCUGGGACUGCUACCAUCCGCCGAACCCCAUCCACCAAGCCGGGUGUGAGACGUACCCUGUCCAACGCGGGCCCCAUCCCCAUCCGCCCGCCCAUAGUGCCAGUGAAGACACCCACGGUGCCUGAUGCUCCUGGGGGGUACCCCGGGCCUCCGGUACGUGUGGGCAGUGAGGAGUGUGUGUUCUACGUGGCGGAUGACUCCUCCCCCAACGCGUUGGAGUAUGUGAAGGCCUCUCCCAAGCGUCUGAGCCUGCCCAACACAGCGUGGGGGUCUGGGGGAGCGAUGGAGAUGAGUGUGUAUGUCCAGCACGGCUCUGAGGAGGACCAGAUGAUAGCCGCUAACCGCCACAGCCUGGUGGAGAAGAUAGGAGAGCUGGUGGCCAGUGCCCAUGCCCUUGGGGAGGGACAGUUCCCCUUCCCCAACCUCCCUGAUGACCCCCCGCCUGGCCCGGCCCCCCAGCACGACCCCCAGGCCCCCGGGUCAGGCACCGACGUGCUGGUGUCCAUCCGCAGGGGCGUGCGGCUCCGCAAGACCGUCUCCAACGACAGGUCUGCGCCCAGGAUUUUGUGAUGGCGCACAGCAGAGUGGAGGGAGCGCAGCCUGCACCCACCGAGGUGCCCCAACCACUACAUACAGUACUGACUCUGUAGUAAAGAAGUAAAUAUGACAACUGAAGAUUACAAAAAAAAAGUUGAAUUAGAAGUAAAUGAUAAAUAACCAUAAUAAUGCUCAUAAUGAAAAAGUAAAUAAUGAAUAAUAAUGACAGGCUCUGGCCACUAUAACUCUAUCGUGUCUCUGGGCGCAUGUUUGUUUAAUUAGCCCCACCAUCACCACGGGAUCCUCAGACUGUAUAUAGAGACUCUGUCUGGACUGGACUGACUGCUGUGAGAGAGAGGGACUGUUUAUAGGGACCUGGACUUCCAGCCACCCUCUCCACCUCCUCCCACAUCCCCCCACUCCUCACCCAACCUCUUACACCCCCCCCCAUUCUAGAGUAAAGCAGAGGGAAGCAGGUGGCAGAGAGACAGGUGAAAAGUGGGGUCAAUCGCUCCCUCUCACUUUGGCUCAGGUCACAAGGCUCUGAUGACGCACUGUUAGCUUUAAACCAUGGCCAACAGUGUGCGUGUGUGCGUGUAAGAGGUGGGCAGAGUUCUGCUGCAGGUCAGCUGGUUGUAUUUGAGAGUGGGGCUUCUCUCCUCUGUGUUGUUUUGUUGUUACCCUCACACUGGGCACACACUGGCUAAAUCAACGUUGUUUCCACGUAAUUUGAAUGAAAUUACAUUGCACCAACGUGGAACAGACGUUGAAUUGACGUCUGUGCCCAGUGGACUGUUUUUAUUGCGACAUUUGAUUUCCUGUUACCACUGUAAGAGAAACGACAAAAUGAAGCCAGGCGUAUAUAUUUUCUAAAUCAGAGAGAACAUGUGAAUAGGAAAUGGAGCAAUAAAUGCGUUUUAUUUUCUGCUUGCGGAGUGGAGGAGAAACAGAAGCUGUUAUCUUAGGUUUGGGUUCUCUUUUUUAACUUGCAGGCAAUCAUCAGGCAUGCUCAAGUACACAUGACAGUUGCUGUCUAACUUUGGCCCUGGACUUUUCUCACGUCCUUGCCUGAUGUGUUAAAAAAAAAAAAAAAACAUGGAAAACUGAAGCACUUUGAAGGUUAAUUUCUAGUGUGACCACUAGUGGUCAGUGUGGUCACACUCUGUGAUGAGACGAGGGUGCUGGGGGAGUGAGACAGUGGGUUGCCAUGCGGUGUGCUGAAUGUGUGCCACGGACCAGUGAGCGAAGCAGUUCAAUUGGGGAGAGAAAAGGAUGAUCGAAAAAGGAAGUGAUAAAGAAAGGUGGGAAAUGGGAACGGAAGGAUACUGGAUUGGGGGAAUGGUUAUGUACAAUGGGUCCGUGCUGAAAAAUGUUGAAUUCCAAAAACUGAUUUAUAAUGUAGAUCAAAACAUUUAUGUAAAGAGGGGGAUGGUAAGCUGCUGUACUUGUCAUCACAUGCUGUGAGUCUCAAACAUGAGAUCCAUAGCUAAUUUGAACCUUGUGCAGCCUUACGCGGGAGCUGGCUUUGCUAAGGACAUUCGAAUGAAAGAGUGACUAUAGCCAGAGAGAAACAGUGAGGAUGAUGUAAGGGGUUGCCAGAUUGGGGGGUAUUUAUGUUUACAGAGUUAGCUGGAAGAGAGUUGAUGCAGCGCAGAGAGAUGGAAUGAGUAUUUCACUGCCUGUUCAGUCAAGACUAGAAACUGUAUGAAAAUAGAGUAACCUUUCAUAAAAUUACGUUGCCAUAUUUUUUUGCAAUAACGUUAUGCUGUAGUCUUGCUUUUAUCAAUAAAAAAAUCAAUAAUAAUAAUAAUCUCCAGAGAACAGUAUAUCACAGUGACAUAGGUUCUGAGCAGGCAGAGAGCAUUAUUCUGACUGUUGUACUGUAGGGUAGUGAUGAACUUCAUGGGUUAGUCCAAUGCUCCCUAGCAGUGACUGUUGAUGUCCUCCCCUUGACAACAAUGGCCAUUACAAAAUGUAUGCUUUAAUUAUUUAUUUCACCUAAAUAGAGCACUGUUUUAGAAAUGCCUGUGGCUGGAUCUGCUUUGAGAAGGUGAGAGAAACACCUGCUGUUGUCGAAUAUCGCUCAUCUGCCGGAGAGAACUUUUCUCAUGAACUCAGAAAUAGGAGUUCAGUGAGGGGCUGAAAAGGGUACGUGUGUGGGAGUAGGUGAGUGUCUGUGUGACACGGCAGGGUGGGGUGGGGCGGAGGAAGGGGAGGGACCAGCAGUGUGGGUGGAAGUGGCCAGCAGCCCAGGGUGGAAGUGACCUCCCCUGCCACAGUGCAUUCUGGACCAGAGGAUGCUCAUCCAGAGAAUUUCAGCAAAGCACAGGUCAUAACGAUGUAUAUGUGUAUAUAUACAUGCAUAUACUGUAUAAGAAGGUGAACACUUAAUUGUGCAAGUCAAAUCGCUAGAAGUUUUAAAAAGGAGUUUAACUCGACAUUAUUUUGCAUUACUGAAUUAAAAAAGGCAAAUGUCCAAUGUACAGUGUAUGACAGCAAUAUGGGAGUGUGUUUAUUAGCCAAUUUAACAAUACAACUUCUUAUCUAACAAAAAGGUAAACAUGUUUACUGUCUUUUUAAAAUGUGCAGAUGUAACUCUGGCAAUUAUUCUGUUCCAAUUCCUUGUCAUGCUCGGAUUACUCUGCUUCAUUCUGAUUGUGUGCGAUGCUCCUUACCGUUCCCGAGACCCCAACUAUGUAACCGUCACUUCUAUCGGAGCAUUAGAGCGAGAGAAAGACAGGAUGUGGCACAGAGACAAGACAGGGUGAGUGAGACAGGGCUGUUGGCGAGUGUGUGUUAGGCUGAGACUGAGAGGACCCCCUGCAGGGGGAACUACAGGGAUGUCAGUCUCAGUUGUGUCUCUCUGUCUGGGAUGAGGUGACACUCUCCCAAGACCCCAUGGUGGAUGACUAGCAGUCACCUCACUCCCUCACACUCCCACAGCUGGGCUGUCUCUGGGUCCAGACUCUCUUUCCCUCUUUCCUCACUAUCACUUUGGUUCUCGCCAUCCUCCCACUGGGCACAGACGUCAGUCUAGUUUUGAUUUACAUUUGGUUGAGUUGUCAUCUAACAAGAACUCAAUAUGAAAUCCACCCCCCCCAAAAAAAAUAUUGCAAUGUCAUUGGAUUAGGGUUGAAAGUUGGGUGAAAACAAGACAGAAGGCACUUGCGUUGAUGACUUCUUGCAGAUUCAAUUAGUUUUCCGCGUCGAUUAAACGUCAUCGCUUAGAUUGAAAUGGGUUGAAAUGACGUGGAAACAACGUUGAUUCAACUAGAUUUUGCCCAGUGGGCUACCCCCACUUGUACUCAAUGAAUGAACCUGUUGCUUUUAAACCUCUUAUCCACCCAUCCACCACAACCCCAACUCCAACUAGCAACUCACUCCAUAGGCUGCCUCAGCAUCAGCUCUUAAGCCAGAGCCAAACCCAAACCCUCAGUGGGACUUUGACUGAAGCUCUUUCCCACUGGGUGCUAAUGCAAGGACAGGGAAUCACCGUGUGGUCACAAUUAAAAGCUAGCUUCACAUUUGAAAGAACAACACUUCCUUGAGAACAAGAUGUGAUGUCUCAUGCUGGCUGGAUUAUAGCUCAUGAAAUCCUUUUAAUUAAGCCUUAACUUCACUCUAAGUGAGUGUUAAUUUGCGAUAAGUGCCCAUUUGACUUAUGUCGCUGUCAAACCGGGAGAGUUGGUUUUUUUUUUGUCUGUGUAUCCUGUGGUGCUAGCCACGGCUGGCGUGUCCAUGGCGUUUAGUGCUGUCGUUGUGGGGAAUGGAGCAAACGGGUUCAUGGGAGUGUUUAGGCGUAAUAUGCUCUUCUCUUCAUAUUGAGAGAAGGUGACACAGUGCUGUGUAGAGAUGUAUUUGUCGCGUCUUUGUCUCUGCCGGAGAGCCUCGGUCGCAAAUUCCACUUAUUUAAAUAGCCUUUUGAAUACACUUACACGGAUCUCUUUCACAAUCUCAAUAGAGGAAAUGUGCUUUCAUUGCCUUUUUGAGUUUCACUGUGUGCGAUUUAAUACCUUUCCCCCCGCUAAGCUAUGUAGAAAUAACAAUGGAAGUCAUUCAUAAUGUGGGAUACAGGAUAUGUAACAGGAGUCUAUGGGUCUCAUUGGUCUCCCAUGAUGCCUUGCCUAACACCCUUAGUCCUGGAUAAGAGCAUGGUUCAUCAGCCUUAUUACUGUUAAGAACGUUUAGAAAGAGUGCAUGACUGACAGGAAAACCUCUGGAUUAUAGUCAUUCUGGCCAACAUAGACCGUAACACUGUAUGCCUUUGUGGUUUUUAGGCUGGUGUUAAUGUGCCACCAGUAGACACUUAGCCGCACUGUGACCUUGCAAAUCGCUUUGCGCCGUUAUAAGGUGGCCAAACAGCCCGAAACCCUUUUCCUUUAAUUAGCUUAUAAUUAACUAUGCUCAAGCAUAUGUGAGGGCAGAGACGGAGUCAGGCUGGGCAGCUAUGGGGUGUAGGUCCUGUAUGGAGAUUAUACUGUACGUGGUCUAGGAGUAGUUCGUUUACAUGGUCUACAGGCGUUGCGUCGGUGUGUCUUCGUGCUCGUGAAGUCUGCCCUGGCGUAGGUUGAGGAUCUCUGACACUGAUGGAGAAACAGAGACUCUCGACACAAGGUGGCUUCACGCCCACUCUCCCACCCACACACAGCCUGUCCACGUCUAUUUAAAAAAGGCCAAUAAAGUCACCCCACAACGAUGUCACCAUCCGUUAACUCAACGCUGUCAGCUCCUGAGAUGUAGCCAGGCAGGGAGGAGGUGACUUCCAGGUGCCAUGGUAACAGACCUGAAUGUCUUAUCACUUGUGGACUCUCUGUGGUUUCUUCUCUCUUUUCCCCUUCCUCUUCCCAAAGCCCAAUCCAACAUGAAAGCUAAACCACUGCGUCUAUGAACUUGACCGUCGCCACCGUUUUGAACAAAGUCCUUAUUUUCAUUACAGUAUUGUGAAGACAUAUGAUGUGUGCAUAUGUUUUUGUACAAAAAAAAACCCUCCCUCCAACGGAGUCACGUAACGCUACAGGUGCUGUUGUCUGUCUUCUACUUUCUCUCCUUCUCUUCUUCUUUAAUUUAUUGUGCCCUUUUUUUCCCAAGGCUGUUUUGCCUCUGUGGCUGAUGACAAGUUUUUCUUUUUGUAAUAUUAAUCCUUUUCAUUUUUGUUAACUUUAGUCACUGCUAAUGUAACAAAACGCACUGUGAUGAUUCCAGUAUUAAUAAAAGUUGUACUUAAACUGUG